GGACGGCGGCUGCGCGGUCGGGGCUCCAGUCGGGACGCACCUUCUCGCUCCCUCCCUCCACGGGCUGCGUGCGCCCGGUGGGCGUGGGAGGAGGCGGGGAAGCAGGGAGGGGGCGGGUGUCACGGGAGGGCAGAGCGAACCGGAGAGCGUCGUCCUGAGGAGUGAAGGCGGCAAAAUGGCGGACCGCUUCUCCCGCUUCAACGAGGACCGAGACUUUCAGGGUAAUCACUUUGAUCAAUAUGAAGAAGGACACUUGGAAAUUGAACAAGCAUCACUUGACAAGCCCAUAGAAUCGGAUAAUAUUGGACACCGCUUACUCCAGAAACAUGGGUGGAAGCUGGGCCAGGGAUUGGGAAAAUCUCUUCAGGGGAGAACAGACCCUAUUCCAAUCGUUGUCAAGUAUGAUGUCAUGGGCAUGGGUCGCAUGGAAAUGGAGCUGGAUUAUGCCGAAGAUGCUACUGAAAGGCGCCGUGUCCUAGAAGUGGAAAAAGAAGAUACAGAAGAGCUAAGACAAAAGUACAAGGAUUAUGUUGACAAAGAAAAGGCUAUUGCAAAAGCUUUGGAAGAUCUCAGAGCCAACUUCUACUGUGAACUCUGUGAUAAACAGUAUCAGAAACAUCAGGAAUUUGACAACCACAUCAACUCCUAUGAUCAUGCACAUAAGCAGAGAUUAAAAGAUCUCAAGCAGAGAGAGUUUGCCCGAAAUGUCUCUUCAAGAUCCCGCAAGGAUGAAAAGAAACAAGAAAAAGCCCUUCGGCGGCUCCAUGAGUUGGCAGAGCAAAGAAAACAAGCUGAAUGUGCACCUGGAAGUGGUCCCAUGUUCAGACCAACCACAGUUGCUGUAGAUGAAGAAGGUGGAGUUGAGGAUAAAGAAGAAUCAUCGACAAACAGUGGCAUAAGUACCAUUGCUUCUUGUGGCGUAGGAUCUGAAUUCUCCACAGAUAAAGGAGGCCCCUUCACUGCAGUACAGAUCACUAAUACCACUGGACUGGCACAGGCUCCUGGAUUAACCUCCCAAGGUAUUAGCUUUGGCAUUAAGAAUAAUAUGGGGACCCCACUACAAAAAUUGGGAGUGUCAUUUUCCUUUGCCAAGAAGGCUCCUGUCAAACUUGAAUCGAUAGCAUCAGUUUUCAAGGACCAUGCAGAAGAAGGGACCUCUGAAGAUGGAACAAAGCCUGAGGAGAAGGGUUCUGACCAAGGAGUGCAGAAGGUGGGUGACACUGAUGGGAGCGGUAAUCUUGAUGGUAAAAAGGAAGAUGAAGACCCUCAGGAUGGAGGGUCUCUUGCCUCAACACUGUCCAAGUUAAAAAAGAUGAAGCGAGAAGAGGGAACUGGAGGUACAGAGCCAGAGUAUUACCACUACAUCCCCCCAGCACACUGCAAAGUGAAGCCUAAUUUUCCUUUCUUACUUUUUAUGAGAGCCAGCGAACAAAUGGAAGGUGAUAACAGUUCACAGUCAAAGAACGCCCCAGAGAGCAAAAAAAGCAGUUCUCCUAAGCCGAAGGGUUGCAUUAAGGGGGCAGCAAGUCAAGGAGCAGAAAAGAGCAUCAGUGAAGUGUCUGAACAGCAGGAGACCCUUGUGGCUGAACCCUCAGAACCUGGAAGCAGAACUGAGACAAAGAAGGCCACAGGGGAUAUAAGUGAGCAAAGUUUAGAGAGUCAGAAGACUUCAGAGAGCCAAGCAUGUGACUCUAAUCCUUCUAAGGAAGCUUCUCAGGCCGCGCCAGCAGGAAAAGCAAGCCAGGAGGGACCCAAACACGCAACUGGCCCGUUCUUCCCAGUGUUGAGCAGAGAUGAAAGUACUGCCCUCCAGUGGCCAUCAGAACUAUUAAUUUUCACCAAGGCAGAACCCUCCAUUUCCUACAGUUGUAAUCCUUUGUACUUUGACUUUAAACUUUCAAGGAACAAAGAUGCUAGAGCUAAAGGGACAGAAAAGCCAAAGGAUAUAGGAGGUUCCUCAAAAGAUCCUCUCCAGAGCCUUGAUCCUGGAGAGCCAAAUAGAAGCAAGGAAGAGGAAGAGAAUGCAGUCCAUUCCUCAGAAGACAGAAUGGAUGAACCUGCUUCAGGAGCUGCCUGUAGCAGCCUGAGCAAGCAGGAGCCCGGGGGCAGCCAGGGAUCAGAGACUGAAGACACAGGAAGAAGCCAUCCUAGCAAGAAAGAACGAUCAGGCAAGUCCCACAGACACAAAAAGAAAAAGAAACACAAAAAAUCCAGUAAGCACAAACGGAAACACAAGGCUGACAUGGAAGAGAAAAGUAAGGCAGAGUCUGGGGAGAAAUCUAAGAAGCGCAAGAAGCGAAAACGGAAGAAGAAGUCAUCAGCCCCAGCUGAUUCUGAACGAGGACCCAAACCGGAACCUCCUGGGAGCGGCAGCCCUGCACCACCAAGAAGACGGCGUCGAGCUCAAGAUGAUUCCCAGCGGAGAUCCCUCCGUGCCGAAGAAGGGAGCAGUGGCAAGAAGGAUGAAGGGGGAGGCAGCAGCUCCCAAGAUCGUGGUGGGAGGAAGCACAAAGGGGAGCCUCCAGCUUCCUCCUGCCAGCGGAGGGCUGGCACCAAACAUAGCAGCCGGUCUCGCCAUCGGAGCCAGCCCAGUAGUGGAGAUGAGGAUAGCGACAAUGCUUCUUCACACAGACUGCACCAGAAGUCUCCGUCCCAGUAUAGUGAGGAGGAGGAAGAGGAAGAGGAGGAAGAGGAGGAGGAGGAGGAAGACUCAGGCAGUGAGCAUUCCCGUAGCCGCUCUCGAUCUGGCCGGCGCCACUCCUCACACCGUUCAUCCCGGCGUUCUUACUCUAGCAGCUCAGAUGCCUCUUCAGACCAAAGCUGCUAUAGUAGACAGCACAGUUACUCUGAUGAUAGCUACAGUGACUACAGUGACCGAUCACGAAGGCACUCCAAGCGCUCGCAUGACUCGGAUGACUCAGAUUAUGCCAGCUCCAAACACCGGUCAAAACGACGCAAAUACUCAUCAUCAGAUGACGACUAUAGCCUCAGUUGCAGCCAGUCCCGAAGCCGAUCUCGGAGUCAUACCAGGGAGCGCUCAAGAUCCCGGGGCCGAAGCCGCAGUAGCAGCUGUAGUCGAAGUCGGAGCAAGAGGAGAAGCCGCAGCACCACAGCCCACAGCUGGCAGCGAAGCCGCAGCUAUAGUCGGGACCGCAGUCGCAGCACCAGGAGCCCAUCCCAGAGAUCAGGCUCCAGAAAGGGAUCGUGGGGUCACGAGAGCCCCGAGGAGCGGCGUUCUGGUGGUCGGGACUUCAUUCGCUCAAAGAUCUACCGCUCUCAGUCUCCCCACUAUUUCCGAUCCGGUCGGGGAGAAGGUUCUGGAAAAAAAGAGGACGGCAGAGAUGACACUAAAGGAGCAGGCCCUCCCUCCCAGAAUAGCAAUACUGGCACAGGAAGGGGGUCAGAAAGUGACUGCAGCCCUGAAGAUAAGAACUCCAUCACUGCUAGACUGCUAUUAGAGAAGAUCCAGUCCAGGAAAGUGGAGAGGAAACCUAAUGUUUGUGAGGAGGUGCUGGCCACCCCUAAUAAGGCAGGGCUCAAGUAUAAGGACCCCCCACAAGGUUACUUCGGCCCCAAGCUACCCCCCUCGCUUGGUAAUAAGCCUGUCCUUCCACUGAUAGGCAAACUUCCAGCUACCCGAAAGCCCAACAAGAAAUGUGAAGAGUCUGGCUUGGAAAGAGGGGAGGAGCAAGAACAGUCAGAGCCAGAAGAAGGGACCCUAGGGAAUAGUGAUGCUCCAUUUGGACAUCAGUUCCCCUCAGAGGAAACAGCUGGCCCCUUAUCAGACCCACCCCUAGAAGAGCCAAAGUCUGAAGAAGCUACUGCUGAUCACUCUGUGGCUCCGCUAGGCACCCCAGCACACACUGACUGCUACCCUGGGGAUCCAGCCAUCUCCCAUAACUACCUCCCUGACCCCAGUGAUGGGGACACCCUAGAGUCCCUGGAUAGCAGCAGUCAACCAGGCCCUGUGGAAUCUAGCUUGCUGCCUAUAGCCCCAGACCUUGAGCACUUCCCCAAUUAUGCACCUCCGAGUGGGGAACCUAGUAUUGAAUCAACAGAUGGGACUGAGGAUGCUUCACUGGCACCCCUGGAGAGCCAGCCCAUCACCUUUACCCCCGAGGAGAUGGAAAAGUACAGCAAGCUCCAGCAGGCUGCACAGCAGCACAUUCAGCAGCAGCUUCUAGCCAAGCAAGUAAAGGCCUUUCCAGCCUCAGCAGCCCUGGCUCCAGCCACACCAGCCCUGCAGCCUAUCCACAUUCAGCAGCCAGCCACAGCCUCUGCCACCUCCAUCACAACAGUUCAGCAUGCCAUCUUACAACAUCAUGCUGCCGCUGCCGCUGCCGCCAUUGGCAUUCACCCUCACCCUCAUCCACAGCCACUUGCCCAAGUGCAUCAUAUUCCUCAGCCCCAUCUGACCCCUAUUUCCUUGUCUCAUCUCACCCACUCCAUCAUCCCUGGCCACCCUGCCACCUUUCUUGCUAGCCACCCUAUCCAUAUAAUUCCCGCUUCAGCCAUCCAUCCUGGGCCCUUCACCUUCCAUCCUGUCCCACAUGCUGCCCUCUACCCUACCCUGCUUGCUCCACGGCCUGCUGCAGCAGCUGCCACUGCCCUCCACCUUCACCCACUGCUUCACCCCAUCUUCUCAGGUCAGGACCUGCAGCACCCCCCCAGCCAUGGUACUUGAGUUGGGAGUUGUAAGCCUAAGUAGGGCCGGGAAGAUGAUCCUAAUUCUUCCCCUGGGGGUGUCGAGCCAUUUAUACCAGCAAAUAAAAGCUGGGAUUGGGCAGUGUCUUGACAGCCAAAGAAUUGAGUUUUGGCUUGCAGGGAUGGAUUUAGAUUUGAGGUUUGCUUUGGGUUUACUAUCAGGGAUUUUUUUUUUUCCUCCUUUCUAUUUUGUCUCCCUCCUGUGUUUCUAAGCUAGGAACACCAGUAAGUGCUACCCACUCUGCAGCAACAUCUCCAAACUGUCAAGUUCCAAUAUUUUCCCUCCUCCCUCUACUUUUUAAUCCUCUGCUCUUCCCCUCUAUAAAUUGUAAAACAUUUUCCUCCUCUGGUGGGUUGUCACCAAAGCACUUGCCAUGGGCCCAUCUGGUCCUGCCUUCUUAGUGCCACAAGGAAGGCCAAACUGUCUCUCCAGCGGUGAAUGCUCCACCACCUUCAGACAGUGUCUUUGACCAUCCCUUGGUAACAUGUUGUCCCAGGUGAGGUAGAAGACAGAGUCUGACCUAGAACCAAAAGCAACUCAGGCUGCAAUUUGAUCCACUUU
Molecule: messenger RNA, 5266 nt
Organism: Nannospalax galili (Upper Galilee mountains blind mole rat)
Lineage: Eukaryota; Metazoa; Chordata; Mammalia; Rodentia; Spalacidae
Gene: Gpatch8
Product: G-patch domain containing 8
Exons: 8
Coding region: 176-4684 (1502 amino acids)
Cellular component (GO): nucleus
Molecular function (GO): nucleic acid binding
Source: RefSeq, a predicted model, not a curated record